Momordica charantia (bitter melon) is the source of this 945-nucleotide messenger RNA. The record is from RefSeq and is a predicted model, not a curated record. NCBI's taxonomy places the organism in Eukaryota, Viridiplantae, Streptophyta, Magnoliopsida, Cucurbitales, Cucurbitaceae.
AUGAGUUCCUUCUUGGGCAUUGAAGUUUCUUAUCCUAAAACUGGAGGGUUAUUUUUAUCCCAAGCUAAGUAUGUUACAGACUUACUUCACAAAACAAAAAUCCACGAGGCUAAUGCCUUAUCUUCUCCCAUGAUAAGUGGCUCAAUAGUAUCAGCAUUUCAUGGUGAUCCGUUUCAUGAUGUUUUUUUGUAUCGCAGCACCGUUGGGGCCCUUCAAUAUGUGACGAUUACAAGACCUGAGCUUACCUACUCGGUCAAUAAAGUCUCACAAUUCAUGCAUGCUCCAACCUUGACUCAUUGGCAGGCGGUUAAGAGAAUCUUACAUUACUUGGCGGGCUCAUUUGAUCAUGGAUUACUUUUAUCUCCGCCUUCUGAUUUAUCGUUACAAGGCUUCGCAGACUCUGACUGGGCUUCUGACCCAGAUGAUAGGCAUUCCACAUCCGGCUUUUGUAUUCAAUUCGGUGGUAAUCUUGUGUCUUGGACAUCGAAGAAGCAAGUUGUUGUCUCACGUUCCAGCACCGAAGCAGAGUACCGUAGCCUUGCCCAUGCUGCUGCAGACCUCAUUUGGAUACAAAUCCUUUUAUCUGAAUUGCGGCUGUCGCUUCCUCAACCACCUAUCUUAUGGUGUGACAACCUCAGCGCAGUGCAUUUCAGUGUCAAUCUUGUGCUGCAUUCUCGAGCAAAACAUGUAGAGAUUGACAUUUAUUUUGUCAGAAAUCUUGUUUUACAAUAUAAGUUACGAGUCACUCAUAUUCCCACUGCUACCCAAAUAGUUGAUAUCUUAACAAAGUCGCUCUCUGCAGCACAUUGGAAUAUUUCAAGAAUUGACACGUUGAAGAAACAGUUGAGCAAAUCAUUUGCCAUGAAGGAUUUGGGGCCAGCAAAGAAGAUUCUUGGAAUCCAUAUAGCACGUGACAAAGCAUCCAAGAAACUAUAUAUGUCUUAG